Vicia faba (fava bean) is the source of this 2583-nucleotide messenger RNA. The record is from the annotation of a GenBank genome assembly. Lineage: Eukaryota; Viridiplantae; Streptophyta; Magnoliopsida; Fabales; Fabaceae.
AUGACAAAGAAAUCGCAAAGACGAGCUGUGCGGUAUGAGAAAGAUAAAUCUGGCUGUAUGUGGGGAUUUAUCAGUAUGUUUGAUUUUCGCAAUGGUCACUCUACUCGGAAGUUGAUUGCAGAUAAGAGGCGAAGUAGUAAGCAUUCGGAUGGUGUUGUUCAUUCGAAGAAUAAGUUCGAGGUGUUGAACGAUAUAGAUGAAGUUUGUCAAGGAAAUUUUGACAAUGGAGAGAGUAAAAGACUAACAGUGAGAACUAUUGUUAAUAAGCCUAGUGUGAAGAAACUCAUAGAAGAAGAGAUGUUCACCGAUCGAAAUGCAGGGAAGGAUAUUAAUAAUUCUGAAAGGCGCAAAAUCUUACUGAAGUUAGAUUCUAAAAGAAAAAAGAAAUCUGACGAGAAAAAGCGUGAUAUGACCGAUGAUUUAAAUUUGGACGCAACAUCGAAAUCUGAAACUUCGCAUCGUCAGCACUCGAGGAAGCAAUCUAAAGAUAGUCUUGAUCUGGAUACAAUAAUCGAAGAGUUUUGUAAUCUAAAAGGUAUUUGUUCGAUGAUGCAUGGCAAUGACGAAGAAGUAGAAAAGCAUGCACAGCCUAACCAGAAACAGAAGCAUGCUGUUUCCGAAAAAUGUUCAAGAGAUGCUAUUCGUGAAUUUGUGAACCAGAUGAUGUUGAAUGGUAAAGAUCCCGUGGAAGCUAGAAAGUUUCUUUUCUCCGAUGAACUAAUGGAAGCACUUCAGCUUAUAAGUUCGGAUAAGGAACUGUUUCUUGCAUUUCUACAAAAUCCAAAUCCACUUGUAUUGAAAUGUGUUCAAGAGUUUGAGAAUUCUCAACGGGCGAACGAGAAUAACUCUGAACAAGAUCACGGCGAUAAAGAACAAACUAACGAGAUUGUCAACCACAAGAAGCAUAACUUUUUCAGGAAAAAGGCGAAGUCUCAAUCGAAAAAUUCAACAAAUGAAAACGGAAAUACCAACAUUUCAAAUAGGAUUGUUAUUCUAAAGCCAGGUUCCGUUGGAUUGGAAAAUUCCGAAACUGGAAACAACCUUGCCUCGUGUCUAGAAUCUCAUGAUAACGCCAAGUACAACGGUCCUUCUAUGAGAGGAAGUUCACAUUUUUCUCUUACCGAGAUAAAAAAGAAAUUAAAGCAGGCUAUAGGAAAGGAGAGACAUGGAAAAAACUUCGGUAAAGACAAUGUUGGAAUGAGAUCUCCUAAUAAAGAUCAUUUCUUCAUCGAAAAAAUCACAAGACCUAUGACUGUUGUUACUAAAGGAGACAAAACCGGUACAAAUAAAGAUUCAGAAGCGGUUGUAGAUUGUGAAAAGGGUGUUUACUCCAAACAAGGUGUUUCGAAUUUAUAUAUCGAGGCUAAGAAACAUCUUUCUGAGAUGAUAGGAAGUGAAGAUGAGAACAUGGACUUGUCAAGUAGACAGAUUUCCAAAACCCUUGGAAGAAUAAUAUCUUUUCCCGAUUACAACUUUUCGCCAUUUGGUAGUCCUGGAAGGAAUUGGGAGGACCGUUUUGUGACUGCAAAGACAAGACUCCGUGAUGAAAGCUUUAACACUAAAUCACAAGAAAUUAAGCCAGACUCGAAUUUCUCAGACGGCCUAGUUCAUGUCGAUAAAGAGGAAAACUGUGCUCCUGUUAGAGACGAGAUAGUUACCGAAGGUGAUGUAGAAUCUGUGAAAGAGAUAACUAUUUUAGAAUCUUCCUUAGAACUAGUUGGCCUCAGUACAGAAAAUGAGGAUGAAAGCGAUGAUAUCUUAGAAAUUUCGGAUAAUACAAAAUGUUCUAAAUUUUUGGCGCAGGAUGUAACAGAAGAAAACCAAUCAUCAUCUCCCUCCGAUUCGUCAAUCACUACGAAAACUAAAGAACAAGAGAUUAUCUCCGAUGUAUCAGGACGACCAAGUCCGGUGUCUGUUCUUGACGCGCCAUUCUUAGAGGAUGAUGCCAGCUCCGGGAACUCCAAAUGUGCACCUGCUGAAGUAUCGAUACGUCCACUACAUGUUCAAUUUGAAGAACAACAUUCUUCUCUUGUGAAUCAAAUCAGAAGAGAAAAAUAUUGUAUCGAAGAAAACGAAUUGAUAUGUGAUUACAUCGAAGCAGUCCUGCAAGCCUCUGGGUUAACAAUAGAUCAAUUGUUGAUAAAAUGCCUUUCGUCGGACAAGAUGCUAGACCCUUCCUUAUUUGAUCAGGUAGAGUUAUCGCCAAACCAUCUUUGCCGUGAUCCGAAACUCCUAUAUGACUGUAUCAACGAAAUUCUCAUGGAGGUUUGUCGCGAUUACUUUGGUGCCUCGCCUUUUGUAUCAUUUGUAAGUCCUAUUAUAAAGCCAACUCCAAAUAUGAAAACGGUUAUUUCCAUGGUCUCGGAAGGAGUGUGUUGGUAUUUACUUUCCGUUCCCCCGCCACACACGUUGGACAAAAUUGUUAGGAAAGACAUGGAAAAACGUGGAUCAUGGAUGGAUCUUCGAUUUGGAGCCGAAACAGUUGGUUUUGAAAUAGGCGACGCCAUUCUAGCCGUCCUGAUGGAAGAUACAAUACUUGGCUGUGUAAGCAAUAACGAUGCCAAGAACAGCGACAAUGUUUAA